UUCAGGAAGUUGCAUUUGAAUGAGCUUGCUUGCGUUGAGAGCAGCUCUUCAAAACUGCAUGGGUGCCACUGGAGUACACCUCUCUUCUCUAACCGACUUGUGCCUCUGUUCAUCAUGAUAAACACCUUUCACACUAGCUACAAUCCUCCACCUCCACCGGUGCCUCCACGGGCAGGAUACAGCAGACCCCGGCCAGCGGGCAACACAUCUUUAGUCAAGUUUUUGUCAGUGAUGCUACUGCUGUUAAUGAUACUGACCUUCGGAGGCUUCCUCUACCUGUUCCAGAAACUCAACGUGCAGUUCCAGGACAGUUAUCAUGAAGAAGACUUCGUCCUAAAGAGACUACAGGACUGUGCGGACAGCGGUAUGGGAGAAGAAUCAAUGACAGAAUGUGGCAAACUGAUGGAAAAAUAUAAAACCGUCAUAGAAAAGGUUUCACAAGCAAAUGAAAAAUUGUCUAAGUUAACUGGAGGGCCACACUUUAUUGGACCAGCUGCACACAUGGUUGCUCUGACUGUGCCCAAAGAUAAGGCUUCUGACUUCUUGAAGACAAGCAGUCUUAUUUGGGAUAAAGAUCACUCCCUGCUGCAGGACGUAAAGAUCAGCAAAGAACGGGACAAGUUGACCAUUCAGUAUCCCGGAAUCUAUUUCAUCUAUUCCCAGGUCACCUUCUCCAGAAAUACUCCUUCAUCUUCAUUAAAGCAAUCCAUAAGGAGCACAGGACCCAAGAAAGACCAAUUCAAGGAGCUACUCAAGUCCUUUUGCAGUUUGAAUCCAAGCACAUCAAAUAUGUGUACAGCUUCUGUGACAGGGGUGUUCCAUCUAGAGAAAGACCAACAGAUCUAUGUUACAGUAACAAACACAACCUUGGUGAACCGGGACUCUUGCAGCUUUGGAUUAUUCAAAUUGCGGUAUUGAACACUCUGGAAGUGGAUCGUGGCACUCAAUUAUAAAUUAUCCUAUACAUCUCCAGGGAAAUACAUUGCACAAUCUUUUCUCCUGGACUCCAAACCACAAUCAAAAUUCAGGACACACAAGGAAGUCAUCAAAUAUUGUUCAUUAAAAAAAAAAAAAAAAAAAAAAGUUAAGAACAACAUUAUUUAUAAUGCCUUAAUAAAGAUAUUUAUUUUCAAAUUAGCUUGCCAAUUAUAAUUGAUGGUGGAUUCUUAUUUAUAGUACAUCCCAAGUACUUUUAAUUUAAAUGUUAAUAUAUCAUAUGUGGGUUAUAUAUUAGUAUUCAGUAAGUAACUUUGAAUAAAAGAGCGCAAAAAUAAUUUCCCCCUCCCUAUUACACCAUUCCUCAAGUCCUCCAGUAUUUUUGAUUUUAUUACCAAUGUUUCCAAGUGGUCAGAAGUUGUGUAAGUUUUUCCUAACAUAGUAGAUUGAGGUUGAGAGAAGCGCUUAUCUUAAACUUUGGAAACUACUGUGUAGGACGAGGCGAAGGGAACGACCCAUAAGCCUACCAGUUCUGUUUUUAACUUCAAUUUGAUAAUACGACCCUGAAGUGACUACUGCUGUGCCUAUUUUACAGCAUUCCAUCCUCCUCCAUGGAAACAGUGAGUUUUAGGUGACAAACGCGUGCUCAUUUGAGCCACGCGGAUGCCUCUGCUUACAGGAAGUAGUCAGCCUACUACACUCACUCUAGCUUUACUCCAUUCAAGCAUCAAAAAAGUAACACCGUAAUGCAUCAUUUGAUCUACCACCUUAUUUCACAAGGUGGAAUUUCCUCGUAUGUGUAAGGAUUAAAAUAAAAUCAAACGUAUAGCUCAUUAACAUGAUGUUAUUUUAUUAAAAGAGAUCCUUAUUGAAAUGAAGACGAAAUAAAAACACAAGCACUAGUGAAAAAAACAAAACAAAUUAUAUAUAUAGCAUUUAUAUUGCAUAGAUCAACUCCGCAAAAAUAAAACCUGUGUUCUGCAGACAUGGGCACUUUAGAGAGGAAACUGACGUGGACAUUCUUCAUCCCUCUUUUAUGAUCUCCUGAAAGUGCUAUUCAAUUUUUUUUUUUU
This is a messenger RNA of Carassius auratus (goldfish), 2009 nucleotides long. RefSeq names its product CD40 ligand-like. The record is from RefSeq and is a predicted model, not a curated record. Gene Ontology annotation, biological process: immune response. NCBI's taxonomy places the organism in Eukaryota, Metazoa, Chordata, Actinopteri, Cypriniformes, Cyprinidae. The coding region runs from base 115 to 918 and encodes 267 amino acids. The transcript is spliced from 5 exons. Gene Ontology annotation, cellular component: membrane. Gene Ontology annotation, molecular function: tumor necrosis factor receptor binding.